AAGGCCAGGAUGGAAUUGGCAGCAAGACGGAGAAGACACUGGGUGACUUUGCAGCAGAGUACGCCAAGUCCAACAGAAGCACAUGCAAGGGCUGUAUGGAGAAGAUAGAAAAGGGCCAGGUGCGCCUGUCCAAGAAGAUGCUGGACCCGGAUAAGCCCCAACUGGGCAUGAUCGACCGCUGGUACCACCCAAACUGCUUUGUCAAGAACAGAGAGGAGCUGGGUUUCCGGCCUGAGUACAGCGCCAACCAGCUCAAGGGCUUUAAUCUCCUCUCUGCAGAGGAUAAAGAAGCCCUAAAGAAGCAGCUUCCAGGAGUCAAGAGUGAAGGAAAGAGAAAAGGUGAUGAAGUGGAUGGGAUGGAUGAAGUGGCCAAGAAGAAAUCUAAAAAAGAAAAAGACAAAGAUAGUAAGCUUGAAAAGGCCCUCAAGGCCCAGAAUGACCUUAUUUGGAACAUCAAGGAUGAACUAAAGAAAGUGUGUUCAACGAAUGACCUGAAAGAGCUGCUCAUCUUCAACAAGCAGCAAGUGCCUUCUGGGGAGUCGGCGAUUUUGGACCGAGUAGCCGAUGGCAUAGUGUUUGGUGCCCUUCUUCCCUGUGGGGAGUGCUCAGGCCAACUGGUCUUCAAGAGCGAUGCCUAUUACUGUACUGGGGACGUCACUGCCUGGACCAAGUGCAUGGUAAAGACUCAGACACCCAACCGGAAGGAGUGGGUGACCCCAAAGGAAUUUCGAGAAAUCUCUUACCUCAAGAAAUUGAAGGUCAAAAAGCAGGACCGUCUAUUCCCCCCAGAAACCAGCACCCCAGUGGCAGCAGCACCCCCACCCUCCACAGUCUCGGCACCUGCUGCUGCUGUGAACUCCUGUGCUCCAGCAGAUAAGCCGUUGACCAACAUGAAGAUUCUUACUCUUGGGAAACUCUCCCAGAACAAGGAUGAAGUGAAGACCAUCGUUGAGAAGCUUGGGGGGAAGUUGACGGGGACGGCCAACAAGGCCUCCCUGUGUAUCAGUACUAAAAAGGAGGUGGAAAAGAUGAAUAAGAAGAUGGAGGAAGUAAAAGAAGCCAACAUUCGAGUUGUGUCUGAGGAUUUUCUCCAGGAUGUCUCUGCCUCAACCAAGAGCCUUCAGGAGUUGUUCUCUGUGCACAUCCUGUCCCCCUGGGGAGCGGAGGUGAAGGCAGAGCCUGUUGAAGUGGUGGCCCCGAGAGGGAAGUCAGGGUCUGCGCUCUCCAAGAAAAGCAAGGGCCCUGUUAAGGAGGAAGGUAUCAACAAAUCUGAAAAGAGAAUGAAAUUAACUCUUAAAGGUGGAGCCGCUGUGGAUCCUGAUUCUGGUCUGGAACACUCUGCACACGUCCUGGAGAAAGGUGGGAAAGUCUUCAGUGCCACCCUUGGCCUGGUGGACAUCGUUAAAGGAACCAACUCCUAUUACAAGCUGCAACUUCUGGAGGAUGACAAGGAAAGCAGGUAUUGGAUAUUCAGGUCCUGGGGCCGCGUGGGAACAGUGAUCGGUAGCAACAAACUGGAGCAGAUGCCAUCCAAGGAGGAUGCCAUUGAGCACUUCAUGAAAUUAUAUGAAGAAAAAACUGGGAAUGCCUGGCACUCCAAAAGUUUCACAAAGUAUCCCAAAAAGUUUUACCCUCUGGAGAUUGACUAUGGCCAGGAUGAAGAGGCGGUAAAGAAGCUGACAGUAAACCCUGGCACCAAGUCCAAGCUCCCCAAGCCAGUUCAGGACCUCAUUAAGAUGAUCUUUGAUGUGGAAAGUAUGAAGAAGGCCAUGGUGGAGUAUGAGAUUGACCUUCAGAAGAUGCCCUUGGGUAAGCUGAGCAAAAGGCAGAUCCAGGCUGCAUACUCCAUCCUCAGUGAGGUCCAGCAGGCGGUCUCCCAGGGCAGCAGUGACUCCCAGAUCCUGGAUCUCUCAAAUCGUUUCUACACCCUGAUUCCUCAUGACUUUGGAAUGAAGAAACCUCCACUCCUGAACAACGCAGACAGCGUGCAGGCCAAGGUGGAAAUGUUGGACAACCUGCUGGACAUCGAAGUGGCCUACAGUCUGCUCAGGGGUGGCUCUGAUGACAGCAGCAAGGAUCCCAUCGAUGUCAACUAUGAGAAGCUCAAAACUGUCAUUAAGGUGGUUGACAAAGAUUCUGAAGAAGCCGAGAUCAUUAGAAAGUAUGUUAAGAACACUCAUGCAACCACACACAACGCGUACGACUUGGAAGUUGUCGACAUCUUUAAGAUAGACCGUGAAGGGGAGAGCCAGCGCUAUAAGCCCUUCAAGCAGCUUCAUAACCGAAGGUUGCUGUGGCAUGGGUCCAGGACCACGAACUUUGCUGGGAUCCUGUCCCAAGGUCUUCGGAUAGCCCCGCCUGAAGCACCUGUGACAGGCUACAUGUUUGGCAAAGGGAUCUAUUUUGCCGACAUGGUCUCCAAGAGUGCCAACUACUGCCAUACGUCUCAGGGAGACCCAAUAGGCUUAAUCCUGUUGGGAGAAGUUGCUCUUGGAAACAUGUAUGAACUGAAGCAUGCUUCACAUAUCAGCAAGUUACCCAAGGGCAAGCACAGUGUCAAAGGUUUGGGCAAAACUACCCCUGACCCUUCAGCUAGUGUUACUCUGGAUGGUGUAGAGGUUCCUCUUGGGACCGGGAUUUCAUCUGGUGUUAAUGACACCUGUCUACUGUAUAACGAGUACAUUGUCUACGAUAUUGCUCAGGUAAAUCUGAAGUAUUUGCUGAAACUGAAAUUCAAUUUUAAGACAUCCUUGUGGUGAAUUAGGAGAUGUGACCGAGUCACACCCCAGUGACUUUGCUACGAAUUCACUUGAUGUGUUUAUGCACCAACUCACCAGGCAGGAACCCCGGCUAAGUUGUCGAUGGGUAGUACCUUUACUAAAUCCCCUUAGAAAGGAUUUUACGUGAACGCUGUUAAAUGGUCAUGUGUUAAAGGUUUUUCCCAACUUUUCAAAUCCCUUGUUUUGUGUUGUGUUUGGGGGGGAGGGGUUGUUUUGGGUUCUUUUUCUUGCCAGGCAUAGCCCUGGUAGAUAAAACUGUCAGUAGAAAAAGGGUUGGGGAAAGGUUUCAUCUCGUUUGUGUAGACUAGUCCUGUGGAGACAUGUUAGAACCUCUGCCUUACUGGUUUCCCCAGAGAAGGAAAAAAUAAGCUUCCACCCUUUUUUCUAAGUGUUCACUUUUAGUUUUGAUUUUGAAAAAAUGUCAAGCAUUUAUUUUGAAGUAUAAAAUAAAAACUAAUUUCAUACUAUUUAGAUUUUCUUUUUUAUCUUGCACUUGCUGUCCCCUUUUAACUGUUUUUGUUUAUUUGUGUAAAGAGGUGUGGGAGGGCCAGAGGAGCAUUCACAAUUUCUCAUAGUUAUAAACAAGAGCUUUCCUUUUCUAGGAAUGCUAGAAUAUAGACUCUCAGAAUAUGUAGUAGAGUAAAUUAGAAGUUGCAUUUGAAAUCCUUGACUUUCUUAUGAGCAAUUUUGUCUUCCAAAUUAAAACCAUCUAUUCUACCAGUAUACUUACCCAAGGGCUAAUAGUAAUUCUCAAUUAAAAUGCAAAUGACUUCU
Molecule: messenger RNA, 3554 nt
Organism: Carlito syrichta (Philippine tarsier)
Lineage: Eukaryota; Metazoa; Chordata; Mammalia; Primates; Tarsiidae
Gene: PARP1
Product: poly(ADP-ribose) polymerase 1
Exons: 21
Coding region: 96-2759 (887 amino acids)
Molecular function (GO): NAD+ poly-ADP-ribosyltransferase activity; DNA binding; zinc ion binding
Source: RefSeq, a predicted model, not a curated record